CCUCUGGUUCCGGCCCACCCGCCGGGACCCUCGGAUAGAGAGUAGCCUCGGGGAGGCCCUUUUGUCUUGUGCCCAGCGUAGGCACCUCAGGAAUAGGGAUAAACACCGGGAUCCAAGGCUUCGGUUUAUUUCUUCCCAGUGAGCUUUUUCUCCCGAAGUCUUAUAACCCUGUUGACCCUGCGGAGUCUCAACAUCCCCCUACUUCCAAAUACUUUUCCACAGUGUAUUCCCUCUGACUCCUACCCUGUCUUAGUAUGAAAGUGUCGAAUUGUUGUCUCUGCAGCCAGAUCCAGCCUCCUAGAGGAACCAUGUCUCCUGCAGCUUUGGGUGCCACCUGUUGUGCUAGGCGCCCGCCGCUGCACAAGAGGAGAUGCCGUGUGAAUUCUCUGUGAAUGUUGGGAGGAGGAAUGCCAGAGCUGCUGGCUUGAAAAUUUUCCAAACGAGAUCUAUGUAGGCUGGAGACCCUGAAUCACCUCCCCCAGGAUGGACUUUCUGGUUCUUUUUUUGUUGUACGUGGCUUUGGUGCUGAUUGGUGUUGUUAUGAUCUGCGUCUGCUCAAAAACCCAUUAUUUGAAAGGCCUUGUCAGGGGAGGAGCACAGAUAUUUUCCUAUAUAAUUCCAGAAUGCCUUCAGAGAGCCGUGCUAAGAUUGCUUCAUUACCUCUUCCAUACACAAAACUACACCUUCAUUAUCCUGCACCUCAUCUUGCAAGGGAUGGUUUAUACUGAAUACACCUGGGAAAUAUUUGGCUACUGUCAAGAGCUGGAGUUCUCCUUGUAUUACCUCCUUCUGCCCUAUCUGCUGCUGAUUGUAAACCUGAUUUUUUUCACCCUAACUUGUGUAACCAACCCUGGUACCAUAACAAAAGCAAAUGAAUUAUUGUUUCUUCAAGUUUAUGAAUUUGAUGAAGUGAUGUUCCCAAAGAACAUGAGUUGCUCUACUUGUGAUUUAAGGAAACCAGCGCGAUCUAAGCACUGCGGUGUGUGUAACCGGUGUGUGCACCGUUUUGACCAUCACUGUGUUUGGGUGAACAAUUGCAUCGGGGCCUGGAAUGCCAGGUACUUCCUCAUCUACCUCUUGACGUUGACGGCCUCUGCUGCCACCCUGGCCAUUGUGAGCACUGGGUUUCUGGUCCAGUUGGUGGUGGUGUCAGACUUGUACCUGGAGACUUACGUUGAUGACCUUGGACAUUUCCAGGUUAUUGACACCGUCUUUCUUAUUCAGAAACAAGUUGGAGACAUCAUGUUGCUUUACCCCAGAAUACUUGAGCAUGCAUCUUUUAAGAAUGUGAACAUUCUACAUAACUACAAUGCUGUUUACCACCUAAGAAAAUACCUGUUCCUGACCUUCCCAAGGAUCGUCUUCAUGCUGGGCUUUGUCGUGGUGCUGAGCUUCCUCCUGGGGGGCUACCUGUGCUUUGCUCUGUACCUGGUGGCCACCAACCAGACCACUAAUGAGUGGUACAAAGGUGACUGGGCCUGGCACCCCCAUGUGGCCUGGCCCCCAUCAGCAGAGCCCCGGAUCUACCGGAACAUUCACUCCCACGGGCUUUGGAGCAACCUUCGAGAGAUCUUUUUGCCUGCUGCUGCACAUUAUGAGAGAAAGAAAAAAUAAGAAGGGGAAGAGUGUUACUAUCUUUUAAAUAUAGUAAUUUUUUAUACAUAUGGA
This is a messenger RNA of Diceros bicornis minor, 1668 nucleotides long. It is a transcript of the gene ZDHHC4, whose product is annotated as zinc finger DHHC-type palmitoyltransferase 4. Gene Ontology annotation, biological process: protein targeting to membrane; peptidyl-L-cysteine S-palmitoylation. Gene Ontology annotation, molecular function: protein-cysteine S-palmitoyltransferase activity. Bases 484 to 1614 code for a protein of 376 amino acids. Gene Ontology annotation, cellular component: endoplasmic reticulum; Golgi apparatus. The transcript is spliced from 8 exons. The record is from RefSeq and is a predicted model, not a curated record. NCBI's taxonomy places the organism in Eukaryota, Metazoa, Chordata, Mammalia, Perissodactyla, Rhinocerotidae.